CGGACAUGGACGAAAAAUAAUGUUGUUCACUGAGAAGGAAAGUAUUUUAUGAUGAAUAAGCUGUCUUUCCGAUGAAACAUAGCCAGACGGGACAGUGAAAUGAGUCAACUGAUAUUAUUUGUCACAUUUUGAGAUCUACAAGACUUUUGGCUCGGUUCACUAAAAAUUGUGUGAAUGACCAAGUUGGGAGGUAUGAAACACGGACAUGGACACAGUCACCAGUGUGGAUGUGGGAAACAGAGACUUCCCACUGCAGUACCACACGCAAUCCCCAGGAGGAGUGGUUUUGCCUUCAUCCAGCUGGUGAGCAGGUUUGCAAUCGAUGUGUUGGUGAAAUGCUGGGCGCUGUGCAGCACAGGACUGCUGGCCGUACUGCUCUUCUAUUGGCUGUACGGAGGAUGGGUGGCGUCCAUUGUGGUCUGGAUCUCCAUAUUUGGAAUCUUCUACAACUAUCAAGACUAUCUCCUGUACUAUCCCGAGGUUCCCAAGUCCUCUCGACUGCUGGUCCAGUCACCCCAGGGUUGGAACAUCCCCUUUGAGAGCCUCUUCAUCAAAGCCAGGGACGGGACGAGGCUGCAUGCACUCUUCCUCAAACAGCCAGAGGGCCUCGCUGCAAACGCACCCACUGUGCUGUUUCUACACGGAAAUGCCGGGAACAUCGGACAUAGGUUAGUCAAUGCAGUGGCCUUGUAUGCAGCUGUAUCAGUUAAUGUACUACUGCUGGAGUACAGAGGCUAUGGCAAAAGUGAUGGCUCACCUACGGAAACAGGUUUAUACUUAGAUGCUGAGGCAGCCGUUGACUUCCUCUACAGUAGAACAGACAUUAACCAGAGGAAGAUCGUGGUGUUUGGCCGUUCUCUUGGAGGAGCAGUAGGGGUCCACCUGGCCACCCAUUCCAUCUUCAGGGACAGGAUAUUUGCAGUCAUACUAGAGAACACCUUCACCAGUAUACCACACAUGGCAACUAUUAUCUUUUCUAUGAAGAGGAUAUUAAAGUGGGUUCCAGUGUGGAUGUAUAAAAAUCAGUUUCUCUCUAUCCAGAAGAUUGGUCAGUGUAGCCGACCAACUCUCUUUGUCUCAGGACUGGCAGACCAGCUUAUCCCUCCAUACAUGAUGCAGCUAAUGUUCCAGGAGUCUGGGUCAGUGUACAAGAGGAUGUGUACCUUCCCCACCGGAACACACAACGAGACCUGGCAGUGUGAGGGGUACUGUGAUGUCAUCAGGAGAUUCCUACAGGAGGUGUCCCAAGCCCAUGGAUUGGAAGACUCAGAUGGAAUAGACCAUGAGCAUACCAUUAUAGAUAUAUGAAAACCCAAGCAAUUUUGAAUUACAAAAAACAUGUGCAUUCUACAACUCAGUGCCAUGUUCUGAAAAAAAAAACAUGAAAUUUUUCUCCAUGUACUAAAAAGAAAAAAAAAAAUGCCUCUAAAACGAGGACUCUUCUGUGUGUUACUAACUGAACAUAAAAUCCUUCCCACAUUAUGUGGUACAUAGGGCAGUGCCCAUCUCUGUUUCAUUAGCCCUUGGGCCACACAUUCAUGUAUGUGCAGGCACACAUAACACAAUAGCAGGGAGCUAGUCCACUGGUACAUGUAGCACCGUUUCUUUAACUUUCACACUCUAUUUUUCCAUAAGUGACGAGUGCUAAGCACUGAUUAUAGAUAAAGCAUGUCGGCAGAACAUACUGAACUUGCACUAAACCCAUAAUGUAUUAAUUGUGCAAAGCACUUCGGCAGAACAUCUCAUAUAAGGUCCUAUUUGCGUACAUAAAGUUAACA
This is a messenger RNA of Branchiostoma belcheri (Belcher's lancelet), 1778 nucleotides long. Its product is annotated as protein ABHD13-like. The record is from RefSeq and is a predicted model, not a curated record. Lineage: Eukaryota; Metazoa; Chordata; Leptocardii; Amphioxiformes; Branchiostomatidae. Bases 175 to 1308 code for a protein of 377 amino acids. The transcript has 8 exons. Gene Ontology annotation, molecular function: palmitoyl-(protein) hydrolase activity. Gene Ontology annotation, cellular component: membrane.